UAAAAAUGUAGAUUCAGUAGAUGUUAAUUUUUUACAUUUAGGGUGUCAGUAUUCAUAGGAAAUUCCACAUUAGCACACUUCAUUUUACGUUCUAUUUUAUACUUUUUCAUUCUGACACUCUCCUUUAUAAAGUUUAGAGUGUAGUCACUAUUUAACACUACAAGAUGACAAUAGCUGAUCUUUAUAAAGGAAAUAAUGUUUUCAUCACCGGAGGGACGGGGUUCAUGGGACAGGCCUUAAUUGAGAAGCUUUUAAGAUCAUGUCCAGAUAUAGGAACUAUAUAUUUGUUGCUAAGACCUAAAAAGGACGACACAGUCCGCCAAAGGCUUGAAAAACUUAAACAAUUGCCAGCCUUCGACGUACUAAGACAGGAAAAUCCUGAAGUUUUGGAUAAACUUAAACCCAUCAGUGGAGAUUGUGGCAGUGUAAAUUUAGGACUGAGCGAAUCAGAUCGACAAUUGUUGAUAGACAACGUCAAUAUUAUAUUCCACUCAGCAGCAUCAGUACGUUUUGAUGACUUCUUAAAAUAUGCAAUUCUUUUAAACGUUCGAGGAACGAGAGAAGUCGCACAGUUAGCGCUUGAAUUAAAAAAUAUUUCAAUGUUGGUGCAUGUAUCAACAACGUACUGUAACUGCGACCGAUCUCUGAUUGAAGAAAAACUGUACCCUUCACAUGGUACCUGGGAAGAAGCUAUUAGAUUGGCAGAAGAAUGCGACGAGCAAAUUUUAAACGUUCUAUCACAAAAAUACAUAAGCCCAAUGCCCAACACAUACACGUACGCCAAACAGUUGGGUGAACAAGUAAUUAACGAUAUGUGUAAUGGAAAAAUUCCUACUCUAAUAGUACGUCCUUCUAUUGUUACUAGUGCCAAAGAUGAACCUUUUCCUGGCUGGAAUACCAACUUUAACGGACCUGUUGGAAUGAACGUAGCGGGAGGCAAAGGUUUACUUCGAACUGUAUAUGGAUACAAGGAUGCUGUUAUCGAUAUGGUGCCUGUUGAUUAUAAUAUAAAAGCUAUCAUUAUAGCAACUGAUGAUUAUAAUCAAAGAAACUCUCUAGAAUUACAGGUAUACAGUUUGGCACAGAAUGAUGUCUUAGGCAUGAAACAAGGCGAAAUACUGGACUUAGGAAAAAGACUUUUAGAUGAUUAUCCAUUUUUAAACAUAUUAUGGUACCCUUCAUUCACUAUGACAGAUUGCUGGUAUCAAUAUUAUUUCAGUGUAUUACUGUUCCACAUUUUACCGGCAGUGUUCUUUGAUGUACUCUUGAGGAUAGGUAAACAAAAACCAAUGAUCGUUAAACUGCAGCGCAAGAUUUAUAUAGCUAAUAUGGUAGUAGCGCCAUUUAUGAAAAACUCAUACCAAAUUCCCAAUAACAAAAUACUACAGGCCAUAAAAAAUGUAAAAGACGAAGAUUCGGCAUUCACACUUGAUGUUAUUUAUCUUAAUCAUGAACAACAAUAUGAAUACUUUGUAAACUGUAGAAUAGGAUUAACGAGGUGUUUGUUGAAAGACGAGAAGGAUAUUGAUUUUGAAAAGGCCAAAAGAGUAAAUUACUAUUACUGGAUUGCACAUGUGACCUUAAAGACUGUGUUCUAUGGCUUAUUGGUAUGGAUUAUGUUUUUCAAACUGGAUAUUCUUACUGUAUUGUCCAACAGAUUUCUUAAAUAUUUUGAAAGCUUAUAAUUAAAUACAGAAAAUAUCAAAAAUUUUUAACUGUUUAUUUAAAUAAAGAUUUUGGGUAAAA
Diabrotica virgifera virgifera (western corn rootworm) is the source of this 1746-nucleotide messenger RNA. Its product is annotated as putative fatty acyl-CoA reductase CG8306. The record is from RefSeq and is a predicted model, not a curated record. The transcript is spliced from 9 exons. The coding region runs from base 165 to 1685 and encodes 506 amino acids. Gene Ontology annotation, biological process: long-chain fatty-acyl-CoA metabolic process. Gene Ontology annotation, cellular component: peroxisome. Lineage: Eukaryota; Metazoa; Arthropoda; Insecta; Coleoptera; Chrysomelidae. Gene Ontology annotation, molecular function: alcohol-forming very long-chain fatty acyl-CoA reductase (NADP+) activity.